This is a messenger RNA of Dermacentor albipictus, 2188 nucleotides long. RefSeq lists its product as uncharacterized. The record is from RefSeq and is a predicted model, not a curated record. NCBI's taxonomy places the organism in Eukaryota, Metazoa, Arthropoda, Arachnida, Ixodida, Ixodidae.
GCCAGCAAUCUUGCAGGACCGCCGUUCCUGAAGACAAGUGUUAAUCAUCUGUAGCGAGAUGGCUGGAAAGCAAGGCCCCACAGGUGCAGGAGUACGGCCUCCACACCCUGCCAUCCUCGCUGCAAGAGGCGAGAGGCAAGAGUCUCCACCGCCAGUGCUGCAGCAUGGGGCGGCAGCGGUGCCAGAUAUUCCCGGUCCGGGACUGCUUGCCCAAGAUGCUGGCGCAGGAUCUGCAGCUCCAGCGGUGCCCAAACCUACAGACGCGCUUCUCACGCCGCCGCUGCAUGAGCAUGCCCACCUGCUGGCGGGUGCAGCAGGCACCAUGGCCGCUGCGCACCGGGCCAAGACUUCGAAGCACAAGACUGCAGGCCGGGAGCACCGGGCGGGGGCCAAGCAGAUAAGGGCAGUUGCAGCCGUUCCCGAAGAGGUCGAGCAGACGGACGAGCACCUACGCGUGUUGCCUAUGACUUUCGAGUCGCACCACGCGGUCGCUGCUGAAGACCAGCCUCAGGCAGGGCAACAGCAGCCGCCACGCCAAAGCCACGGCCGCGGCCCGUACGCUCGUCCUCGUGCCCCGCCUCCAGUGUGGCGGCCUUGGCUACCGCUGCAACGUCGGCCACCGUCGUUGUGGGCACCCGCAAUGAGGGCGCCACUGGAGAAGCCAACCCUGUACUCGGGCAGCGCCAGCGCGGUCGUGGUGCAUGACUACAUACAGCCGCCUCCCCAGCAGCAGCAGCAGCAGCAGCGCGCAGGCGUAGUUCGUGUAGAGGAAAGUGCCGUGGACCUUUUCUGCGCUGUUUACAUGAUCGCCGUGCUCAUAUUCCUUCUGCUCUGGCUCUACCUGGCCAUUAGCGCCACCUUCCGGAGAGGGCGAAGCGUGGCCGCCAUCGCGGAAUUCUCGACGACGGACGCUGACGAGCGGGAACUGGAGAUGUUGCUCGGUGCCGAGGAGGCCGCUGCCACGACCGAGUCCGUGGCUCGUCACAACGUGUCGAAUGCGUCGGACCAACACAGCAGCGCCGUCAUAACUGCCACUAUUUAGACUUGUUGUACGAAGUUAUACCGGAGCUCAGUCUUUACUCGACGCUCUUACGGAGCAAUAUAUCUGGAGCAGCGCAUCGUACCACUCUUUACUACUCCUAUUCUUAUCUAACCUUUCUGCUUAAUUUGGUGUUGACUUACUUUGUCCUCUCUUCUCUUCUCCAUUGACGUUUGUCCUCUUUCUUGACGUUUGUCCUCUUUCUCCAUUGACGUUUGUCCGCCGACCGGUAGGACAGUCGCAAAGACCGCGAGCUGCACUCCUCUAUUCAUUCACUUAAAACAAUAAAGGACGUGGGUCCAUCUGGUUAAUUUGUGGUCUACGUGAUGCGUAGCAAUAUUUACAUACAAAAUGAAGGAGGAGACGCGUUCUUCAUUGCGUACUUGAAUUCAAGCCCAGAGAUUAAACAAUUUCGAUGUUUUCUUCUAUUUUGUCAGCGCUAGGAGCUCAAAGUUAGUUUUCCAGUGAUCGGUCUUAACUUGUUCAGUAAGCUCAUGGUGUAGAGGCUAUAGCUUUUUAGAGGUAGGCUUGGACUUCCCAGUGUAGGUACCUAUUUGAGACUCCGUCUUUUGCUGCAAUAAUGUCGGCAGUCGUAAGCUUUAAUAAUUAUUCCGGCCAAAUGUAGGCGAAAUAUUGUUAUUGUAGUUAAUCUUGGCUAUUCUUUAGAGCAGCAAGUGUAUUCGCGUAGGGCCGCAGCCGCAACUAUUGCGCCUCAAUAAUGAUAUCGAACACAGUCGCCCGACGAAAGCGACGACGACGAACAGACGCACCGGCAAGCUAUGAAUAGGGCUGGCCUGCAUGUUGAUUUGGAGGGACGCAUUAAACUUGCUCGACACAGGCCGCUGUAUGCAGCGCUGGAAACUCGUGAUACAACUACGGCAUACGUUACUGUGGAGCGUGUAAUUCUCCUGAAUAUCGCAGAAGAGCAUGUAGUUUCCUGUUAUAGUUUCAUGUUAUAAAAAUUGAAUUUGUGAUAAGUUCUGAGGAGUUCAGAGGAGUUCAGAGAAAUUGAUAAGUUCAGAGGAGUUCCGCAAGGUUCCAUUCUUACCCCCAUUUUGAUGCUUAUAUAAUUUUAGCUUCAUUGUAGGAUCACGUACAAGUGUGUCUUUACGCAGACGGAGUUGCAUUCCUUGCGUCAGCGAGUGACAU